AUGCAAGGCAAGCUCUUCAAUAUGCAAUGGGCCCAUCACAAAUGGGCCCUGGUCUUCUGCCUGAUUUCUAGUCUGGGAGCCCUCUGCUAUGGCUACGAUCAAAUCUAUUACACAGGAGUGUUGGGCAUGAAACGAUUCGUCCUUGACUAUGGCACCACUCAUAACAACGCCGGCGACAUUGCCUUGACUACGACCUUUAUCUCUCUCACAUCGUCCAUUAUCUACGUUGGGGAGCUCUUGGGUGCGCUCUUUGCUGCGCCCAUUAACGACCAUUUCGGCAGAAGGGGCGUGUUCUUCUGCGCCUCGUUCUGCAUCAUCGGUGGUGCCAUUGCGCAGGUUGCCGACCAAGGUUCCAUGGGCGUUAUCAUCCUUGGACGUAUCCUGAUCGGCUUGGGGAUCGGUCAAUUCACAGUGACCAGCGUUUUGUACAUUGGAGAGGUGGCUCCACAAGCCAUUCGAGGGCCGGCGUUGAUGAUGUUCCAAUUCCUGCAGUCAUGCUCUCAGCUGGUUGGCUCCGGCAUUACCCAGGGUACCGAAUCUAUCUCCUCGACGGCCUCGUACCGGAUUCCCAUGGGUCUGUUGGCAUUGUUGCCCUUGCUGAUGCUGCUGGGAUUGCUCAUGCUCCCGGAGUCUCCAGUGUGGUACAUGCGCAAAGGGCAACCGGAAAAGGCGCGCAAGGCGUUUACCAAGAUCAAUCGCAGCGCGCCAUCUUACACCGCAGACGACGACAUGGCAGCAGUAGCAGCAAUGGUCGAGGCGGAGCGUCUACGGAGCACCGAGUCGACUUGGAUUUCCCUGGUCAAAGACCCCAUCGAAAGGCGCAAGCUCCUAUACUCGUGCGGUGCAAUGGUGGCCCAACAGAUCAACGGCAUUCAGUUCUUCUACUCUUACGGUGUUGUUUUCGCCCAAUCCAUCGGCAUCAAACAGGCCUUCACCAUCUCCCUGAUCACCAACACACUUCAAGUUGUGGCAGUCGCUGUUUCAGUCGUGCUGGGCAACAAGGUGUCUCGACGCAAAAAUCUGCUUGUCACAACUUCCAUGAUGCUCGUGGCGUAUAUCAUCAUCGGUGGACUGGGGGCGGGUCCUUACACCAAGACAAGCUACAGCACCACCAUCGUCGUCAUCUCCUACAUCAUCAUUGUGGCUUUCAACUUCGGCCACGGCCCUCUGGCGUAUACCAUCGCUUCGGAGUCGGCUGUUGGCCGCAACAGGAACAAGAUCAUGAGUGCCAGCAUUGUUUCCUUCUUCUUCACGGUCUGGGUUAUUGCAUUCACCAGUCCGUAUAUCUACUACGACGGUGGACUGGGCCCGAUGCUGGGAUUUGUAUAUGCCGGCACGACUUGCCUUACUUUGGCGUACGUUUGGUUUUGCGUGGGCGAGACUACCGGCCGUAGCCUGUUGGAAGUCGAGAUGUUCUUCCAGGAGCGCAUCCCUGUCCAGCAGUGGCGGCACCACCAGUUUACGAACCUAGCCAAUGGCCCGGAAGAUAGUGUCCAUGGCAUGAAGGACGGUCAUGUGGGUGGGCAGGCCCUUUCCGGAACGAUGGACGCAGACUCUGAGAAAGUGCAGAUCUCCACGAACAGCCACCACGUCAGCGAGAAUGAACACGUGUAA
Messenger RNA from Exophiala xenobiotica, 1614 nucleotides. RefSeq lists its product as uncharacterized. Bases 1 to 1614 code for a protein of 537 amino acids. Gene Ontology annotation, cellular component: membrane. The record is from RefSeq and is a predicted model, not a curated record. The transcript has a single exon. Lineage: Eukaryota; Fungi; Ascomycota; Eurotiomycetes; Chaetothyriales; Herpotrichiellaceae. Gene Ontology annotation, molecular function: carbohydrate:proton symporter activity. Gene Ontology annotation, biological process: transmembrane transport; carbohydrate transport.